Nycticebus coucang (slow loris) is the source of this 2537-nucleotide messenger RNA. It is a transcript of the gene HROB, whose product is annotated as homologous recombination factor with OB-fold. Gene Ontology annotation, biological process: recombinational repair. The record is from RefSeq and is a predicted model, not a curated record. NCBI's taxonomy places the organism in Eukaryota, Metazoa, Chordata, Mammalia, Primates, Lorisidae. The transcript is spliced from 10 exons. Bases 174 to 2162 code for a protein of 662 amino acids.
GACCCUUCUUGGAUCCCCGCUGGGGUUGCAGAAACGCCUCUCUUGACCUUGCUCCUGGAGCACCGUUGCCUGGAGUUCAACCCUAACACCAGGGCCAAGUCCGAGGCCCUGGCGACCCCCCAAGUCUGGGUCCGUCGGGCCAAUUUACCGGCCGGAACCUACCCGCCGUUGCCAUGGCAUGCAGUUUGCAGAAGCUAUUUGCUGUGGAAGAGGAGUUUGAAGAUGAGGAUUUCUUAUCUGCUGUGGAAGAUGCAGAAAACCAGUUUGCUGGCUCACUGCCUGUGAAUGCUGGGCUCCUGAGAGCUGUCUCUUCUAGGCCACGGGAGACUGUGCAGGCGCAGUCCUCAAGGCCGCUGCCAUUACACUCCAGUGUUCUUUCAGAAGGUUUGGGCCUGCCAGCCCUGGGACCCUGCCUCCCUGUUUCCAGCAUGACCAAGGCCAUCAGCCACCCACCUUGCACAGGAAUAGCCCCUCUAAGGCCUGUCUCCACUUCCAGCAGCUGGACCGGCAUUCAGAGAGGAGCAACACUGACAGAGGUGCUCAGAGAGCCAGCGAGGCCCCAGUCCUCAGUACCACACCCCCUAGUCACCUUUGAGAGUCAACAACAGUGGAUUGGUGGCUUUGAGGGGCCUGAACAAGAUGAAUUUGAUAAGGUCCUGGCAAGCAUGGAGCUGGAUGGGCCAGAUACGGAACUGGAACUUGGAGUUAACAAUGAGGCCACUCAAACCCUGCCUGCCCAGCAGCAGCAGGAGAAUCCAACUUUGGCUAAAAAAGCCCAGGUAGUUGAUCUGAGCGGAUCUUGCUGGAGGGGCCCCAUGCCUGCCACUCACAUAGCAGGUAUUAUGUCAGCCCAGGAUAAGCCUCUAGGUCCUAAUGUCCACUAUGGGACUCCACAGCCCUGCUUGAGACCAGGUGUUAUGGGUAACCUUCCUGACCCAACUUCCUCAACCGUUCCCUCUCAACAACCCCACUGGGAAGGAUGUCCACAAGGUCCCCCUAUACGAGCACCCCAGCCUCUUCAAGUUGUUGGAGGGCCUAUUCAGAGCAGCCCUCAAAAUCAGUUACCUAGUAGGCCAUUUCAUUCUCCAAGUGUCUGGUCAAGCGGCUCAUCUCAUUUUCCCAGACCUCAAACCUCAAACUCCAGCUGUUCUACUACUUCAAGGACUAGUUCUGGGUUACUUCUUCCGAGGCACUUACAACUCGGAGCUCUAGUGUCUUCUGUUAAGUCUCCUCUUGGCACCACAAAAGGUCUCCAUUCCUCCCUGGUACCCCAAGGAGCUCUGCAGGCACCCAUGGUCACCAACCACCUGGUGCAGCUGGUCUCUGCUGCCAAUCGGACACCCCAGCAGACCACCCAUCCCUCCACCCGAGCCAAAGCACGACGCUUCCCUGGCCCAGCAGGGAUCCUGCCUCACCAGCAUAGUGGAAAUAAUCUAGAGGCGAUCAUGGUUUCCACACCCCAGACUCCGACUCAUGGUGCUUUGGCUAAGUUCCGGACAGAGAUUGUUGCUAGUUCCCAGGCAUCAGUGGAGGAGGAUUUUGGGCGAGGGCCCUGGCUGACCAUGAAAUCUGCCCUGGGCGUGGAUGAGAAAGAUCCCACCUGCUUCCUCUGUACCUAUAGCAUUGUUAUGGUGCUGCGGAAGGCAGCCCUGAAGCAGCUUCCUAGAAACAAGGUCCCCAACAUGGCGGUGAUGAUCAAGUCUCUGACUCGGAGCACGAUGGAUGCCAGUGUGGUUUUCAAGGACCCUACCGGAGAAAUGCAGGGGACAUUGCACAGAUUGCUGCUGGAAACACGCCAGAACGAGCUGAAGCCUGGCUCAGUGCUGCUGCUGAAGCAGAUUGGUGUGUUUUCUCCUUCGCUCCGAAAUCACUACCUCAAUGUGACGCCCAACAACCUGGUCCACAUUUACAGCCCAGAUUCUGAGGAUGGGAACUACAAGCCAUCUCAGCCCUACCCCAAGGAUUCAGGAAGCUUCCAUGACAGCCUCCAGCACGAUGUGGCUACAAAGCCUGGGAAAAGCCUCAGAACAGCACAGAACCCAGAGGCAGGAGAAGAACUCCCAGAAGCAGAUGACCUGGAUGGACUCCUGAGUGAGCUCCCUGAGGACUUCUUCUGUGGAACCAACAGUUGGAACUGCCCCAAGGCAGGACAUCCACAGUAACCAGGCAGCCUCUGGGUGUGCCUGAUCAUAUCCAAGGGAGAAAAGAAGACCAGCAUGCCUGGAGAUUAGACAAAGCUCAGGGCUUCUGUGCUCACUCCCACCCUGGAUGGUUUCCCUGAGAACUUCCUCUGUGUAUUAUUCCUUUUUUUCCUGCCAACAGGAAAGAUGCGUCACCUUCAGUGUCACUCUCCUGCCUUAGUUUAACUUUAGAGGUAUCUGACCUGGCUUCCUUGUCCCUUUACUCUUUAAUUCUCAGUCAGCAGCAGAGCCAUACCACAGCAAUGGCAACCUGCCCCUCUAGACAGGGAAGCAACAUACUCAGAUUACCCUCUGCUUUGUCUCUUUAGACCUGUGGCUUCCCAGCUCACCUUUGCC